Desarmillaria tabescens is the source of this 1977-nucleotide messenger RNA. RefSeq lists its product as uncharacterized. The record is from RefSeq and is a predicted model, not a curated record. The coding region runs from base 170 to 1849 and encodes 559 amino acids. NCBI's taxonomy places the organism in Eukaryota, Fungi, Basidiomycota, Agaricomycetes, Agaricales, Physalacriaceae. The transcript is spliced from 3 exons.
CGCUUGAGCCCGGCGAUUUGCCUGCUUACUCAUUCAAUAAUACGGUACAGUCAGCAAGGGAUCUUGGCAGCUGCGAACUCGAAGCACUUCUUAUUUGUUGAGCCUGCUCCAACUUCAGCUUGGGCGAGUAAGGGCUUACCUGCUUUGUUCUCUUGCCUGCAUCAUAUGGAUGCAUUCCUCAAUUGAGCCUACCAAAUCAAGUGUUGUAGCAAUGAAAAGUAACAUACCAAAUGGUGUCAUAUGUUGCAAUUGCGGCCAUACCCUCCGGACAAAUCCCUCCCUACAAAUCCCACCGUCGCCACAGCUGUCCCAGCUUCUCCACACGAACGACCCCCCCUCCGACGUGCAGGCUACCUGGUUCCGCAAUGUCGGGAUACCAGGUAUUCGAGACGACGUCUCCCAGCUUGACGACAGGAUCCGUAGUGUUGGAGCGUUGCUACACCAACUCGAGCAAGAGCGGGCUCUUCUCCAAACCCGAGCCGACGCGUUUGCGUCUGUCCUGUCCUCCGUCCGGCGUAUUCCAAAAGAGGUCCUUACUCGCGUAUUCAUCUUCGCUACGGCAGACGACACAUGCGAUGCUUUGAAUAUCAAGGCCGGUCCUUGGGUAUUCAUGCACGUCAGUCGCUUCUGGCGUAAGACCGCCUCUUCCUGCCCGUCUCUCUGGUCUAGACUGCGAAUUAAUGGCAUCUUUAGCCAUAGAGACCCGUCGUCCCUUCUAUCCACAGUCCUCCGCCUCUCUGACCAGAAUAUACAGCACUUUACGUUUACUUGCGAUGACGACGACGAAGGAGUGGGCGACGCCGAUCAUGAAAAGAUGCUAGCGGAUGUUCUUCGAGUGCUUUUGGAACAUUCCAGACGCUGGGAACGUAUCUCAUGUGUCCUUCCCACUAACGUGCUUGCGCUGCUUUCAGCUGCGCGAGAGCGUUUCGAUUCUCUCAUAUCCGUCUCACUGCGGUGCUCAGAUUCCGGAGAGCUCGAGACGCUCGACGCCUUUGAGGUUGCACCCAAGCUAGUAGAGGCAUCUUUCGAUGGCUUUCAUUGGAGGACGAAGAUUCGGUUACCAGGCCAUCUUACCACUUACAGCGACACGCGGCCUCAGGGAGAUACCACACUUACUCCAUGCUACCUCGAUAUGGUUCAGCGGAGCCCUCGGCUGGAGACAUUCAGGGUCAAUCACUGUGACACCGAAGGUGUAUCCUACCAGCUUCCACGACUAUCCCGCGUCACGCAUAAAUCCCUAAGGCGCCUAACAGCAUGUGAUGACCUCUUCUUAGACAACCUUGUGCUUCCCGCCCUUGAUACCAUGAACAUCGAACCAGGAGAUCGCCGCGAGUGCCCUCCCAGUGCUUGCAUAUCCGUCCCAGACCUUAUCGUCCGCUCCCAAUGUUCACUCACCUCGCUAUCCCUAACAAACGCUGCUCCAGACAGCAAUUUUAUCCACAUCCUACAGUUGACGCCUCACCUCCAAUCUCUACAACUCCGAUUCCCGCUCUGGAUAGACAGGACCUGGCUCUACGAAUCGCAUAUGAAGACGCUGAUAACGCGUCUGGCUGAACACUCCAAGUUGGGUGCAGUGCACGUUCUGGUGCCUCAGCUACGGGAGAUACACAUCGAAAUUGGGAGAAGGAACGAGCUUAUUGACGAGCUCGUCUUUUUGGAUCGGUCCUUCGUCAAUCUGAUCCAUACGCGGUGGAAUUUGGGUUCAUUCUCGUUGGUGCGCUUUGAAGGAUGGGCGAGGUGGACGAGGUUGGAUGAGCAUCAUUUUCAGGAAUUGAAGCGGAUGAAAGGGGAGGGACUCGAGGUUGUUUUCAGGACGCUGAGCAAGGGUGUGAUGGUGGACCGUGUUUGAUUUGUUUUGCUAGUUUUGUUUGUAUUCGCUUUGUCGUCGAGAUUUUUGCUGAACGCUUUCCUUUCGUUGGAUGAGAUCUCUCCCGGAAGUUGACGUAAUUCUGCUAUACCUCUACGGAUGCCAAAGAU